Penicillium verrucosum is the source of this 357-nucleotide messenger RNA. RefSeq lists its product as uncharacterized. The record is from RefSeq and is a predicted model, not a curated record. Bases 1 to 357 code for a protein of 118 amino acids. Lineage: Eukaryota; Fungi; Ascomycota; Eurotiomycetes; Eurotiales; Aspergillaceae. The transcript has 2 exons.
AUGACCUCCUCCGUCGACUCCAUCCGUCCGGACGACAGCGCUAGAACCGGCGCCCGCACUCCGACCGGCAUCGCCCAAGCUUCCUCGGCUGGCGCUGACGUAUCGGAGCUUUCCCCUCCUGGAUCCCAGACAAAGCAGGAGGCUGGUGCCUCUGUUGGUGAUAUUGGGACUGCGUUGGAACAGCACGGUGGACAGACUGCGGAGAAGACGGUUGACGCAAGUGUCGCCGCAUGGAAAAGCAAGCGUGCUCAAGAGGAGUACCAGCGUGCUAUGGAAUAUAUUAUUGAUAAAGAUUUCAAGCUAGAUGAAUUCGGGGACCCGUUCGAUGAACGUGACUUGGCAGAGAAGUUGCUAUGA